AAUGGAGCCAUGCACUGCGACCGCUCUUGGAGCUGUCCACCUUGCAGUUCCGAGUUCAUUGAGAACCAGAACUAUAGGAAGGGAUGGCCACUCUUCGGAGUCUUCUAGGUCCAGGUGGCGCACGCCAGACAUGUGGCGAGGCUUUUGCAUUUCAAUCGGUGCUCAGCUGCACCGCAGAUCAUGGAGAUCGGCUAGGAAAAGCAGAACCUCAGUCUCAUGCAACGAGGAGGGCAGAAAUGAUUUGCCGCACUAUUUUCCAAAAACCAUAGAUUCGUCAAAAGCCGAUGAUUCAUUGGAUGAAGAUGCUGCUUCUGGUGAUGAUGCCAUUUGUGAGUUGAUUGGUUAUGACAUGGGUGAAAGCCUGUCAACAGAAAUCAGCGAGCCUUUCACUGAAGAAGAACUUCACGCGGCAUAUGUCGCAAGUGGAUACUAUUCAGCAAAAAGGGCGAGAAAGAAGGCUGCAAUGUGGUUAAUUGGCCCAAGUGCCUGUGGCAAGUCCACCCUUGCACCCAAAGCAGCACAGUGGACAGGGAUGGAUGUUGAGGGUUAUGUGACCAUCGAUGGCGAAGUCUUCCGCGAUGCGCAUCAUGGCUAUCAAAAUGCAAUUACAGAAGGGCAGCAACACGGAUGCGUUUGGUGGAAUGCCUACUUAGGCAUUCGAGAAAACAUCAACGAGGAGAAGCAGCUCCUUCUUGAGCGAGCCAGAAAUGAUGGGAAGCAUUUGAUGAUUCCCAGUACUUGCCUCCGACGAUCUCAAUGCGUUGAUGUCGCAGAAGAUCUGGUGCAGGCUGGCUACGAAAUUCACAUCGUGGGCGUCUUCGGGAACAAGGCAACAAUAGUGGAACGGGGACAGAAAAGAGCAAUGAAUGCAGGCAAAAGAUAUGACCCUAGGGAGUUUGAACUUGCACUUCAGAUGUUUGCCCCCAUGCUCCGGCUUUGCACUGGAACAUGGCGCAUGGUGUGCACAACAGAUGACGCAUCGUCACAAAAAGACAUCCACGGAGAGGCUCCACUAGAAGAAGCCGACAUAGAGAGGAUUUGCAAAGAUGUUUUUUCGAUGUAUGAGGAAGCUGAUGUGGCAUGCUAAGCUUGAACUACAGCACAAUUUUCCUGUUUCAUCCCUCAAAGGCUGCAGCCUACCGUGGCCUACAAUUGCCUACUGCCACACUUCGGUGAGAAUUUGAAGAUAGAGGGGCACCCAGUCAGAAAGGCGAAGCCCCAAAUGGCCCAACUAAGAAAGCCAUGGGGUUCGGUGCCUGGAAUCAUUUUUAAUUGUCCUGCUCUUGCAGUCUUGACCAGAUUGCGCCUUGCAAAAUGGCCACAGUAUGGCUGAAA
This is a messenger RNA of Cladocopium goreaui, 1335 nucleotides long. Lineage: Eukaryota; Dinophyceae; Suessiales; Symbiodiniaceae. The record is from the annotation of a GenBank genome assembly.